This is a messenger RNA of Cydia fagiglandana, 957 nucleotides long. It is a transcript of the gene fabp, whose product is annotated as fatty acid-binding protein. Gene Ontology annotation, molecular function: fatty acid binding. Gene Ontology annotation, cellular component: cytosol; nucleus. The transcript has 4 exons. NCBI's taxonomy places the organism in Eukaryota, Metazoa, Arthropoda, Insecta, Lepidoptera, Tortricidae. Bases 87 to 485 code for a protein of 132 amino acids. The record is from RefSeq and is a predicted model, not a curated record. Gene Ontology annotation, biological process: fatty acid transport.
CUGUGGCGCGUUUUAUUCAUUCGUGAAUCGUCCGGUACGGCGUCAGCUAGGUUGUUUUUUACGAAAGAAAUAAUUACAAUUUAAAAAUGGAGUUCGUAGGCAAGAAAUACAAGAUGACGGCGUCGGAAAACUUCGACGAAUUUAUGAAGGCUUUGGGCGUGGGCCUCAUCACCCGCAAGGCCGCCAACGCAGUGACCCCCACCGUGGAGCUCCGUAAGGACGGAGACCAGUACACGCUGGUGACCUCCUCCACCUUCAAGACCACGGAGAUGAAGUUCAAGCCCGGGGAGGAGUUUGAUGAGGAGCGCGCUGACGGCGUCCAGGUGAAGACUGUGUGCUCGUUCGAAGGCAACAAGCUGAAGCAGGUGCAGAAGGCCCCUGACGGCCUCGAGGUCACCUAUGUGCGCGAGUUCGGCCCCGAGGAACUGAAGGCGGUCAUGACCGUGAAGGACGUCACCUGCACCCGGGUCUACAAAGUACAAUAAGAAAACCACUCAAGACUGCAGGGCGGCGCCCUACUUUUGUCCUAUUACUUAUAGCACAACUAUUUUAUAAAAUUAAAUUAUGUUACUACGCUCCUACAACUAACUGACUGUCCUGUGAAGCUUGUGUGGUCACUGAUCAGCCAAUCAGAAAGCAACAGCUGAUAGAUUUGACCAAUCAGAAUGCAAUAAAUAGAUUUGACCAAUGAUCACACUCAACUGACUUCACACCUGAAAAUAUCAACGAUUUUUUUUAAAUAAAGCACAGAUGGCAGUCCUUUAUUUGUAGAGUUUAAACGAGUAUAUUAUUCUGUCAAACAUAUUGACACUGCUUGUGAACUCAAAUGUUUAUUUUUGUAUUAUUUGGAAUGCGUGUUUGCCAAAGUUAGGUUAACCCUGUACUACGCGGUGGUGCGAACGUACUAGCGUAUGUUUGCAUAAGAUAUGGCGUGUUAAAUAAACUCGUUUUAUAUAA